This is a messenger RNA of Ixodes scapularis (black-legged tick), 1772 nucleotides long. RefSeq names its product intracellular coagulation inhibitor 1. The record is from RefSeq and is a predicted model, not a curated record. The transcript has a single exon. NCBI's taxonomy places the organism in Eukaryota, Metazoa, Arthropoda, Arachnida, Ixodida, Ixodidae. Bases 312 to 1511 code for a protein of 399 amino acids. Gene Ontology annotation, molecular function: serine-type endopeptidase inhibitor activity.
GGCACUUCCGGCGGUCGGCCCCUCCCACGCACGUUCAUCGCGGCGGCGGAAAUUGAACCGACGGGCUCGUUACGCAUCUCACGAGGCUGGAGGGGCAGUCCUCGGCGCGCCGACGUCAACGCCGAGCCGGUUUCGGCGGGGGAAAAUCCCAAGCGGCCGCUAAGUUAAGCCGAACACGUGCUCGGCCGCGCCGCUCGCAGCCCUCGCCUUGCGCAAGUUUAAGAAGGCGGCCUUGGUGACUGCGGAGGACGUACCUCUUCCGUAGCUACGAAAACUCGGUUCUGCGCCGCCGGCACAACAGUCGCGACGCCAUGAAACGCUGCACCCUGGUCGCGCUGCUGCUCGCGGUCGCUGCGGCCCGCGCCGACCGCGACGCCGUCAGCCGGGCCUCCAACGACCUGGGCCUGGCGCUGUACCGCAAGCUGGCCGAGGUAGACUCCAAGGGCGGCAACGUGUUCCUGUCGCCGGUCAGCGUCGCGGCCAUCCUCGGCAUGGUGCAGCUCGGGGCCAGGGGCCGCACCCGCCAGGAGCUGGACGAGGCCCUCGCCGGCGGCUCCAACAAGCUCGGCAAGGUGAGCGGCGACGACCUCGCGGCCGGCUUCGGCCAGCUGCUCAAGGACCUACGGGCGGAGAAGGGAUACGACCUGCGCAUCGCCAGCGCCGUGUUCAUCGCAUCGGGCCUGCCCAUCUUCGAACGCUAUAAGAAGGAUCUGGACAAGCACUUCGCGUCUGGCAUCUAUUCGGCGGACUUCGCGGGAAACGGACGGGAGGCUGCCCAAGACGUCAACAACUGGGUGCGCGACAUGACCGAGGACCGCAUCCCCGAGAUCCUCGAGCGACCGCUGCCGCCGUCGGCACCGCUGCUCGUGCUCAACGCUGUCUACUUCCGGGGGCUCUGGCUGAACCCCUUCAAGCCCAACGAAACGCGCAAGGAGGACUUCUACAACCGCGGAACCCGCGCUGUGCCCGUGGACAUGAUGCACGUCAAGGAGGAGCUGGUGUACGCGUACAGCGACGCCCUCGACGCGGACAUCCUCGAGCUGCCUUACGAGGGCGACCGCGUCGUCAUGGUGCUCGUGCUGCCCCGAAAGCGGGACGGGCUCCCGGACCUGGAGAGGCGCUUCGCCCUGGAGCCCAUCCGCGAGGCCCUAGCCGGGGCGGUGCAGCGCAGGGUGGAUGUCCGACUGCCCAAGUUCCAGCUUCAGCUGUCGUACAGCCUCCGCAGCGUCCUGCAAUCGCUCGGAGUCCGCGAGGCGUUCAACGCCCAGGGCGCCAACCUCUCCGGAAUCUCGGGGUCGCGACGGCUGUCUCUCGACGAGGUCCUCCACAAGGCGCUCCUGGACGUCGACGAACAGGGCACGGAGGCCGUGGCCCUGUCCUCUGGCAUCGUGCGUCACUCCAGGCCUCCCGAGGAGGAAGUGCAGUUCAAGGCGGACCACCCGUUCAUCUUCUUCAUCGAGGACGUGCGGUCCCAGACGCUCCUUUUCCUCGGAAGGCUUCAAGAGGUGUGAGCGCAGUCGGCCGCCAGGUGCCUCCGACACGCGAGCCGUCAUUACAUUCUGUGAUAGCGGCCGUCCGAGCUGCGACUCCUCGUCGUUCCUCUCGGGAGAUCUGCUUCCAUUCCGUGCUGUGUCCGCUUCGAUCUGACUCUUUGGACCGACUAGUCUCUGGGAACGAAUCUGCCCGACCGGCAGAGAUCACCCAUCGCUGACAACGCUCAGCAUCGUGGUUACGGCCUUGGGCAGCAUAAUAAAAGUUACCACACUGUUUAA